UUAUCAUCAGAAAGUGUCUCCCACACAUACCCUCUAAUCAAUCAUAUACACAAGAUUACAAUAAGAGGAAAGUUCAGACACAUCACUCUACAUUUGUAUUUUAUAUUUCACAUACACCACUAAGCUCCUUCUUCAUUUGUUUUUCAUAUAUUCUACUACUACUACUUAAUAAGUAUUUUCUUGUUUACAUGCCUAUUCCAAGAGCUCUGCAAAAUUGACCAACUCUGCUUACAAGUAUUAUCCUCAUCUGUAUCCUUAGAGUAAAAUGAGCACCUUAGAUGUUGCCAGAGCAGAGCUUGCACUUGCAGUAUUGUAUUUGAACAAAGCAGAGGCAAGAGACAAGAUAUGCAGGGCUAUACAAUAUGGUGCAAAAUUCCUGAGUGAUGGACAGCCUGGGACUGCUCAAAAUGUCGAUAAAUCGACUAGUUUAGCAAGGAAGCUAUUCCGUCUCUUCAAGUUUAUCAAUGAUCUUCAUGCUCUUAUUAGCCCAAAUGCCCCAGGAACCCCACUUCCACUCAUCUUGUUGGGAAAGUCGAAAAAUGCAUUACUAUCAACUUACUUGUUUCUGGAUCAAUUUGUCUGGCUUGGAAGGUCAGGCAUUUACAAGAACAAAGAACAAACGGAGUUAAUUGGCAGGAUCUCUUUCUUUAGUUGGAUGGGAUCCUCAAUUUGUACCGCCUUGGUGGAGAUUGGAGAACUUGGAAGGCUUUCAUCAUCGAUGAAAAAGUUAGAAAAGGAACUAAAGAAUACUGAUAAAUAUAAGAAUGAGCAAUAUCGAAGUAAGCUUCAACAGUCGAAUGAGAGAUCUCUAGCCCUGAUUAAGGCAGGCACAGAUAUAGUGGUUGCUGUUGGAUUACUUCAAUUGGCACCCAAGAAAGUCACCCCUCGUGUAACGGGAGCCUUUGGAUUCGUUAGCUCGUUGAUUUCAUGUUAUCAGUUGCUUCCGUCACCUCCAAAGGACAAAGCGUUCUGAUAAAGGUCUGAUGCUGCUCAAGAAUUUCCCAGAUCACCAGAAUAAGUUGUUAUAAGUUUGUUAUGUGCUCACUGGUUAUAAGUUUUUUAGCAGUUUGUGCAACAAGUUGUGGUGGAAUUACACCUUCUGUACUAUAUCUUUGAUAUUGCUACUGAACGUUAUAAUUAUGUGUUUUUAAGUCUCAUAGAUCUUGUUAUCAACGUUAAAUAAUAAAAGAUUCUAAAUUAUAUAUACUAAUA
Molecule: messenger RNA, 1212 nt
Organism: Solanum stenotomum
Lineage: Eukaryota; Viridiplantae; Streptophyta; Magnoliopsida; Solanales; Solanaceae
Product: peroxisomal membrane protein 11C-like
Exons: 8
Coding region: 266-973 (235 amino acids)
Biological process (GO): regulation of peroxisome size; peroxisome fission
Cellular component (GO): peroxisomal membrane
Source: RefSeq, a predicted model, not a curated record